AUGAGAAGUGUAUGCAGUAAAAGACGCUUCAACAAGCACAAACCGUGGAUUGAAACCUCAUACCAUGGUGUCAUAACGGAGAACAACGAUACUGUCAUUCUGGACCCACCGCUUGUUGCUUUGGACAAAGAUGCACCUGUACCUUUUGCAGGUGAAAUUUGUGCUUUUAAAAUCCAUGGACAGGAAAUGCCCUUUGAAGCCGUAGUGUUAAACAAGACAUCUGGAGAAGGUCGACUUCGAGCAAAAAGUCCAAUUGACUGUGAACUACAGAAAGAGUAUACAUUCAUCAUCCAGGCAUAUGACUGUGGUGCAGGUCCUAGCGGAAUAAACUGGAAGAAAUCGCACAAGGCAGUGGUGCACAUCCAGAUCAAAGAUGUGAAUGAGUUUGCUCCAACCUUCAAGGAGAUGGCGUACAAGGCCACAGUGACUGAAGGAAAGAUCUAUGACAGCAUCCUGCAAGUAGAAGCUAUGGAUGAAGACUGUUCUCCACAGUACAGCCAGAUAUGCAAUUAUGAAAUUGUCACCACUGAUAUACCAUUUGCCAUUGACAGAAAUGGAAAUAUCAGAAACACGGAGAAGUUAAAUUAUGAUAAGCAGCAUCAGUAUGAGAUUAUGGUCACUGCUUUGGACUGUGGCCAAAAGCGUGCAGCCGAAGAUGUCUUGGUCCAAGUUGAUGUGAAGCCAGUUUGCAAGCCAGGGUGGCAAGACUGGAUCAAGCGGAUUGAGUACAAACCUGGAUCUGGCAGUUUACCUUUAUUUCCUAGCAUUCACCUGGAAACAUGUGAUGGGCUGGUAUCCUCCAUCCAAAUCACCAUUGAGCUGCAGACCAACUACAUUGGAAAGGGCUGUGACCGGGAGACAUACUCUGAGAAAUCCCUUCAGAAAUUAUGUGGAGCCUCAUCGGGGGCCAUCGAUCUAUUGCCUUCCCCCAGCACAGCUGCCAAUUGGACCACAGGGCUUCUGAUAGACAACAACGACAUGAUCUUCAAAUUUGAUGGCAAACAAGGAGCCAAAAUCCCGGAUGGAAUAGUCCCGAAGAACUUAACUGAUCAGUUUACCAUCACGAUGUGGAUGAAGCAUGGCCCCAGUCCUGGCGUGAGAGCAGAGAAAGAAACUAUUCUCUGCAAUUCUGAUAAAACAGAAAUGAACCGACACCACUACGCUCUGUAUGUGCAUAAUUGCCGCCUUGUGUUUCUUUUACGGAAAGAUUUUGACCAAGCUGAUACUUUUCGGCCGGCGGAGUUCCACUGGAAACUUGAUCAGAUCUGUGACAAAGAAUGGCAUUACUAUGUCAUCAACGUGGAAUUUCCCGUCGUGACUCUAUAUAUGGACGGAACAACAUACGAGCCUUACCUGGUGACCAACGAUUGGCCGAUUCACCCAUCCCACAUAGCUAUGCAACUCACAGUCGGUGCUUGUUGGCAAGGAGGUGAAGUCACGAAACCCAGAUUUGCUCAGUAUUUUCACGGCAGCCUUGCUAGCCUCACUAUCCGUCCAGGCAAAAUUGAGAGUCAGAAAGUGAUUUCCUGUUUGCAGGCCUGCAAGGAAGGCUUGGAUAUUAAUUCUCUUGAGAGUCUUGGCCAAGGAAUAAAGUACCACUUCAACCCAUCCCAGUCUGUUGUUGUCAUGGAAGGAGAUGACAUUGAGAAUAUAAAUCAAGCUCUUCGAAAGGUCUCAUAUAUCAACUCCAGACAGUUUCCUACUGCAGGUGCACGGCGGCUGAAAGUCUCAUCUAAAGUCCAGUGCUUUGGGGAAGAUGUCUGCAUUAGUAUCGCCGAUAUAGAUGCCUAUGUAGUGGUUCUUCAGGCCAACGAACCCAAGAUUACAAUAAGUGGAAUGGACCACUUUGCUCGACCAGCUCCCCAGUUUGAAAGUGCAAAAGGAGUGACUCUCUUCCCUGAUAUCAGAAUCGUUAGCACUGUCACCAAAAUGGAAGAGCACAUGGCUUUGGAAGAUGAUAGAGCAGCUAAGCCUAUUGGAGUAGAGGAAAUGCUUCACAACUUGGACUUCUGUGAUAUCUUGGUCCUUGAAAAAGAACUUGACCCAGCCCAAGAGUGUUUGGAACUAGACUACAGCGAGCUGCAUAUAAAGCAUCUAGACGCCACAAACUCUACCUCAGGCUAUUCCAUAUAUGGCGUGGGCACAAUGAAAAACUACGAACACGUUCUGCACCAAGUUCGAUAUCGCAAUUGGCAUACAGAGACCCUCUCUGAUAGAAAGUUUAGGAUCAAGUGUUCUGAACUCAAUGGACGAUACACCAGCAAUGAAUUUAGCCUGGAGGUGAACAUUCUGCACAGUGCUAAUUCUAAAGAUGGAGAGCAUGCAAAUCAUAUGGCAGUGCAGCCUGAAUUUCUUCAGGCUGUCCAUCUCCCAGAGCCAAGUAUCCACAAUCCACAGAGAUCAGUCAUUCCCAGUAUUGCGACUGUGGUAAUCAUCAUCUGCGUCAGCAUACUGAUCUUCAUUGUGGCACUCGGGGUCUUCCGAAUCCACUUGGCCCGCCAACACUGCUCUGAGGAAGGGGAAGUUACUAAAGAAAACGAAAUGGACUGGGAUGACUCUGCACUCACCAUUACCGUCAACCCAAUGGAGAAAUAUGAAGAGCCCGGUCAGCCGGAAGAGGAAAGUGAGGACGAGGAGGACGAGGAAGCAGAUGAUGAUGAUGACGAAGAAACCACCAGCGCGGACUCAGAUGGAAGCGAAGAGGAGGAGGAGGAAGACAAUGCAAUUGGGAGAGCUAAACCUAGUGGCACCAGGCAAGAGCAGCUGGAGUGGGAUGAUUCGACGCUCCCAUAUUAGAGUGCUCAGGCCUCCCGGGCUCCUUUUCUAAACACCAAUACAAUGUAUUUCUGAGUCUAGUUAAACUGACAAUAUGAGUUAGAUGACAGGAUUUGGAUUUGAUUGCCUAGUGGAGCUACUUGUAAUUGUCACUUUUCUCACCGUUAGUUGAUAAAUCCCAAUGUGAUGCCAUCAUGGCAACUUGGGGUCCGAUGCACGCCUUUACUUUCUCUCCUAGACCCAGUUUCCACUCACCGUAGGCGAAGAGUCCUGUCAUUCAACUCAUAGAGUUUGGCCUUUGCUAUUUUUUCACAUUGGAGGAUUUCAGCUUGUGACGUUCCUUGUUUCUGUGGGUCCGAAUGAUGAGGUAGCCCUUUGGUUUCACUUUACUCUGUGUCUAAUUCCACUUUCAACAAAAAGACAGAGCCUUAUUUUUAUGGUGACAAAGAUGAUCUGUUUUCCAUUGCCUUUUCUUACCUCCUUGAAUGUCAUCUGAAUGGAAACCAGAAGUGUUGAUCUCAGUUUAGUUUUGAAAGUCAAAUCCUCAGCCAAUCCACCCCGAUGGCUGUUAUGAGAUGGCUUUAUGUAAUUUCCAUGGACCUACUGCUCACUCCUUCGCACAUCAGUUGCGAUGUGGCAGUGGAAAUUCAGAUUCCAUCCCAGUUAGGCCAGAUUACAGCAGAUCAGCACUCUCUGAUUCACAUGUUCAACUGUUACCUUGCUGCAUUAAUGGGAAACCACUUAUUUCCUACAUCAGAACUGCACAGGGCUAUAAUCUAGAUAAAUAUUUAAACACUAAACCAAAAUACAAAUGAGGGAAAGGUUUCAUUUGGCCUGUGGAAGGACUGAUUACAUGACAGCAACUAGAAUUUGUGUCAAAGCGUAACCCGGGAAAGGUGAUCUGCUUCCGUUUUUGCUCUUCUCCUAUCAGCUUGCUGGUGGCACAUAAAAGUUUCUUAAGCUUUACCUCCUUUGCAUCAGUGCCCUCCUGUCCUCAUUCCUUCUUUCUUGAAGAAAGCCUUUCUUUCUGAAAGGUUUCUGUAAUAAUAUUACGAUAAAGUUCAAGCAAAACAUGGAGAUAAAAAGUCCUGGGGUGCGGGGGGACCGAGGUGGUGACUUCUCAUGUUUAUUCACUCUGGAAAAAAAGGAUUAGAAAAAAGGGGUAGGGCGAGAGAACAUGUCCAUGAGCCAUGAUAAGGCUGUUUAUUUUUAAUGUAAG
Molecule: messenger RNA, 3994 nt
Organism: Ornithorhynchus anatinus (platypus)
Lineage: Eukaryota; Metazoa; Chordata; Mammalia; Monotremata; Ornithorhynchidae
Gene: CLSTN2
Product: calsyntenin 2
Exons: 17
Coding region: 1-2796 (931 amino acids)
Biological process (GO): positive regulation of synapse assembly; positive regulation of synaptic transmission; homophilic cell-cell adhesion
Cellular component (GO): cell surface; postsynaptic membrane
Molecular function (GO): kinesin binding; X11-like protein binding; calcium ion binding
Source: RefSeq, a predicted model, not a curated record